AUGACAUCUCUGAGCGCAGUGGCAGCUGCCCGGCUCUUGAUUGCUCUGGUAGCUGCAGCUCUCUGCGGCCACCCUCUACUUGGGGUGAGUGCCACCUUGAACUCAGUGCUCCUCAAUUCCAACGCCAUCAAAAACCUACCCCCACCGCUGGGCGGCGCUGCAGGGCACCCAGGCUCCGCAGUCAGCGUGGCGCCUGGAAUUCUGUACGAGGGCGCCAACAAAUACCAGACCAUUGACAACUACCAGCCAUACCCGUGCGCGGAGGAUGAGGAGUGUGGCACGGACGAAUACUGCGCGAGUCCGGUCCGCGGAGGGGGAGCCGCCACGCAAAUCUGUCUCGCCUGUCGGAAGCGGCGGAAACGUUGCCUGCGCCACGCCAUGUGUUGCCCCGGGAAUUACUGCAAAAAUGGAAUAUGUAUGCCGUCUGAUCACAAUCAUUUCAAUCGUGGGGAAAUCGAGGAGACCGUUAUUGAAAGUUUUGGUAAUGAGCCCAGCACCUUGGAUGGAUACUCCAGGCGAACUACACAAUCUUCAAAAAUGUAUCAUACCAAAGGUCAAGAAGGCUCUGUCUGCCUCCGAUCAUCAGACUGUGCCACAGGGUUGUGUUGUGCUAGACACUUCUGGUCCAAGAUCUGUAAACCUGUCCUCAAAGAAGGUCAAGUGUGCACCAAGCACAGGAGAAAAGGUUCCCAUGGGCUGGAGAUAUUCCAGCGUUGUUACUGUGAAGAAGGUCUGUCUUGUCGGAUACAGAAAGAUCACCAUCAAGUCAGUAAUUCUUCUAGGCUUCACACCUGUCAGAGAUUCUAA
This is a messenger RNA of Chrysochloris asiatica (Cape golden mole), 807 nucleotides long. Its product is annotated as dickkopf-related protein 1-like. The transcript has 4 exons. Gene Ontology annotation, molecular function: co-receptor binding; receptor antagonist activity. NCBI's taxonomy places the organism in Eukaryota, Metazoa, Chordata, Mammalia, Afrosoricida, Chrysochloridae. Gene Ontology annotation, cellular component: extracellular region. The record is from RefSeq and is a predicted model, not a curated record. The coding region runs from base 1 to 807 and encodes 268 amino acids. Gene Ontology annotation, biological process: negative regulation of canonical Wnt signaling pathway; multicellular organism development.